Molecule: messenger RNA, 3446 nt
Organism: Scomber scombrus (Atlantic mackerel)
Lineage: Eukaryota; Metazoa; Chordata; Actinopteri; Scombriformes; Scombridae
Gene: mfhas1
Product: multifunctional ROCO family signaling regulator 1
Exons: 2
Coding region: 358-3438 (1026 amino acids)
Molecular function (GO): protein binding
Source: RefSeq, a predicted model, not a curated record
GGAAGCCUCACAGCGGCUCGGAAAGCUCAGAGAAACACUCACAUCUACGGGGAGAGAGACCCGGAGGACGGGUUCUGGAGGCAAUGAGGACGGCCGGGACACAGAGCAGGCAGCCCCGGCACCGGAGCGCACAUAUGGGCUUAAACCCGGAGCUGUAACCGCGGAGGUUUGUUCUCAUUGUGUGCGGAGUGGCGCAGGAGAAAAGGAUGCCUCCGCGGCCAAACACAGCCCUCCUGUUACGAUCCAAACGCCAGAUUAUUCCCCGACAGAAAGUGUCUUCUCUGCCCGAUCUGACGGACGCUUUGCUGCCGCUGAUUCCUGAAGGACACCGUCCACCAUGCGGCCCGCUCAGCACCCAUGAAAACUCUCAAUGAAAACAAGGAGCAGCAGGAGGAGGAGGGGUCUGGCUGCAGAGCCAUGGAGGACAAGGAGAACAAUCUGAAAACGGCCAGGUUGUGGAGGGAUGCCGCCCUGCGCUCCAGGAAGCUGCGGAGCAACCUGCGCCAGCUCACCCUCUGCUCCAAGAACAACGAGAUUAUCCUGCCGGAGGAUAUAUCCGAGAUAGAGGUGCUCAACCUGGGCAACAACUCCCUGCAGGAGCUGCCAGACGGGCUGGGAUCCACCCUCAACAACCUGCGCAUCCUGGUCCUCCGCAGGAACAAGUUCUCCUGUGUGCCCUGCGUGGUGUUCGAGCUGGGGCAGCUGGUGGAGCUCGACAUGAGCCACAACCUCCUGAGGAGCCUGUCUGAGGGGGUGAGCCAGCUGAAGGGCCUGAAGAAGCUCUGCAUCAGUCACAACAAGAUCCAGUCCCUGCCAGCUCAGAUCGGAGCACUGCAGUUUCUGGAGGAACUGGACAUCAGCUUCAACGAGCUGCGAGACUUCCCCAGAUCCUUCAGCUGCCUCAACAGGCUGCGGACGCUGGAUGCAGAUCACAACAAGCUGAACCAGUUCCCCCCCGAGAUCCUGGCGCUCAGCGACCUGGAGGAGCUCGACUGCUCCGGGAACAAGUUUGAGGUUUUACCACCAGACAUCAUGAAGCUGCAGCCCAUUAAAAUCCUGUGGCUCAGCAGUCUCCACAUGUCCUCGCUACCUGAUGCUUUCUGUCACCUGCACAACCUGGAGAGUCUGAUGCUGGACGGGAACAACCUCACAGCGCUGCCGGCUUCGUUCGGCAGCCUGCAAAGACUGAAAAUGAUAAAUCUGUCCUCAAAUGAGUUUGAGAACUUCCCCCAGGUGAUUUUAAGCAUCACGGGAUUAGAGGAACUGUACCUGAGCAGGAAUAAACUCAUACAUAUACCAGAGGAUAUCGGGCAUCUGGGGAAGCUGGCGAACCUUUGGCUGGACAACAACAACAUCACAUAUCUGCCGGACUCCAUCGUGGAGCUGGAGAAGCUGGAGGAGCUCGUCUUACAGGGUAACCAAAUAGCCAUACUGCCAGAUAACUUUGGAAAGCUGUCCAGAGUGAACAUUUGGAAGGUGAAGGAUAACCCGCUCAUCCAGCCGCCGUACGAGGUGUGCAUGAAGGGGAUUCCUUACAUCGCCGCCUAUCAGAAGGAACUUGCACAUUCCCAGCUCGCUGUGAAGCCGCGGCUCAAACUGGUCCUGAUGGGGAUGAAGAACGCUGGGAAGACGCGGCUCAGGCAGAGCGUGGUGAGCCGACAGCAGGAUGCUGCAGGGAUCCAGGGAAGCAAAGGAAUCGAAGUCACUAACUGGGUGGCAGAUGCGGAUCGCUGUCUCACUUUUCUGGUGUAUGAUUUGUCAGGGAAGCAAAACUACCACCUCAUCAAACCAUUCUUCCUGUCCCCCGGUGCUCUCUACGUUCUGGUCGUGAACCUUAAAACAUAUUCACCCAAAAACUUUUACGCCCACGUCGGGUAUUUCCUCCACCUGCUCAGUGCCAAAGUUCCCCACGCUGUCGUGUGCCUGGUGGGCACGCACGCUGACCUGUGUGGGGAAGUGGAGCUAGAGGAGAAGAGUCUGGACAUCCACAGGCAGAUCGGCCUGCAGGAGAAGAGGGACAUUCAGAGUCUGAGGAGCCUGGCUCUGCAGGUGGACCAGGCGCUGGAGCAGGGCUUCAGCGUCCGCACCUCCAGCCCUCACGUCCUCUUCUACGGCGUCUCUGACAGGAACCUGCGGAGGAGGAAAGCCCAGCUGCAGUACAUGCUGAACCAGCGGCUGCAGAUCCUUUCUCCUGUGCUGAGCGUCAGCUGCACAGAGACACAGAGGAACAUUCAGAGGCUGCGGGAGAAGCUCAUGUCUGUCGCAGACCACAGGGACAUCUUCCCAAACCUCCACCGCGUGCUGCCCAAGUCCUGGCAGAUGCUGGAGGAGCUGCACUUUAAGCCCAAAGACUUGUGGCUGUCGUGGUGGGACUCAGCCCGGCUGGGCCUGCAGGCGGGGCUGACGGAGGACCGGCUGCAAAGCGCCCUGUCCUACUUGCACGAGAGCGGGAAGCUGCUCUACUUCGAGGACAGCCUGACGCUGAAGGAGUAUGUUUUCCACAAUCUUCCACGUUUCAUCGCAAUCCUCAACGUCUUCUUCCAGAGGGACGAGUCCACGCUGUUGGACCGGCUCCUCUCUGAGGGGGAGAGAGGGGACAAAGGCCGGGUGAGUCUGGUGAUAGAGGACGAGAAGGGGGAGAACCUCAGGGUCACCCAUCUGCAGCAUCAUGUGGAGGGAUUCCUGCAGCACGGCCUCCUGCCCUCCAACAUCAUCCGCCUGCUCCUCCGGCCGCUCAUCCAGACCCAGCAGGACCUCCAUCUCAUCAUGGAGCUCCUGGAGAAGAUGGGCGUCUGCUACUGCAUCAACAAACCCCGCAGCAAACCUCUGAACGGGGCCACCGCCUGGUACAAGUUCCCCAGCUACGUCAGCAGCGAGGAGCCCCGGGCGGAGGCCUCGGCCAGCGGUGGCUCCGUCCCCCUUUGUCCGCUCUUCUCUGUGGAGCAGCUGCACAUCCAGUACAGAUUCCCCUUCCUCUUCCCUCCUGGACUGUUUGCUCGCUUCAGCGUGCAGAUAAACAGCCACGUGGUUCAGCGGUCGGACGGCAGGCAUCAGAUCUUCGCCUAUCGGGGUAAAGUCCCGGUGGAGAUCAGCCACCAGCCCUCUAAAGGGAAGCUGCAGGCAGAGACUCUGUCCAUCACCAGCCACGCCUCGCUGCCCAACAUCUGGACUGCGUGGCAGGCCGUCACCCCCCUGGUGGAGGAGCUGAACGUGCUGCUGCAGGAGUGGCCCGGUCUGCAUUACUCUGUACAUAUCCUGUGUUCCAAGUGCCUGAAGAGAGGGUCAUCCAGCCCACACGCCUUUCCAGGGGAGCUUCUGAGCCAGCCUCGGCCCGACGGUCUGACGGAGAUCAUCUGUCCAAAGAACGGCUCUGAGCGGGUCAACGUGGCUCUGGUUUACCCGCCCACGCCGACCGUGGUCAGCCCCUGUCUGAAGUGAAGGGGGGG